AGUCGGUGAGCGAGCGUGGCGCAAGAAGGAUGUGUGUCGAGUGUGUUGGGUGAUCACCGCGUCAUGCUAGCACGAUGUCUUCGAGCUGCUGCUCUUCGGGGGCCGAGGGGGGCGAGAGGCGCAAAUGGAGACGACUGCACGGCCUGCAGCCACCGCUGCAUCCACAACAGGUUGUCGGUUGGGUCGCGUUGUUUGUGUUUGGAGUGGCGUCGUUCUGUGUGCUCGUACCCUCGUGUGCUUCCGUCUUGCGUGCUCCGUUAUCGGCGAUCCUGGCCGCACUGUUCGUUCUCCACGUGGUCGCCCACCUGGCCGCGUUGCUCCUGGACCCGGCCGACCCUGAGCUGCGUCGCUUGGGUCCAGCAUCCUCAGCCGUGCCUGAGUUUGACCGCUCCCGGCACGCACACGUCAUCGAGAACGGCCGCUGUCACCUGUGCAACAUCGAGACCUCCUCCCCGCGCACCAAGCACUGCAGCGUCUGCAACAAAUGCGUGGGCCGCUUCGACCAUCACUGCAAGUGGCUCAACCACUGUGUCGGCGGACGCAACUACGCCGCGUUCCUGGUCUGUGUCGUGUCGGCCGUUUGUGCCUGCACCGUCAUCCUGGGCAUCUGUGUCUCCGAACUAGUCCUCCUCCACAUCGACACCACCCGACUCGACCCCGACUGGCUUCCCCAACGUCCCACCACCCUUCCUCCUCAGAUCUUCCUGAUCGUGGUCUCCCUGGUGGGCGCCCUUGCAGGGGUAGCCGCCGCUCUCCUCCUCCACCUCUGCCUCUUCCACAUCUACAUCUCCGUCCUGGGCAUCACCACCUACGAGUACAUCCGCAACUACCGACAGAUGUCCACACAAAACCAACGCCAACAACAGCAACAACGUAACCAUAUCGGCAAGAAAACAACUCACAACAAAGACACCAGGUGUUGUGGUUGGGGAGGUCGUGCUACGAAAAAUCAGCGUGAUAAGCCCGAUCUUGAGAAAGGCAUUAGUAAUGGUAGAAGGUGUUCAGUAGAAACUGUAGAGGGUGCGUUGAAUCGCCAAGAUUGUCUUCCGAACAACACGAACGGUGUGAACAAGUCUUCCAGUGAGACGACAGUGAGUAGUAGUGUAAAAGUGAUGAGUGACAGGACGCGAAUCAAGCCCGUUGUGUCGAGGCGAGCUUGUAACGGGUGUAAAUAUUGUAAAGCGGGGGGUGCUGGUAGUUCCUCGACGGGACGGGGGUGGUUUGGAUGGGGUGUGUGUGGGAGUGGGGAAACAUCACAACAACGGGUAGUGUCCGGGAAAGGGGGUUCGGUUGUGCCAUCGCAAUCUGUGCCAAGACGAAACCAGGUGCGACCGACCACAUCGGAAUCUCCCCCUAGGAGGAGUGCUUCUUUGCCUGCCCUCCCUCCCCCAACCCGUCGUCAGAUGCAGGCCGUGUCCUUGAAGGAGUUGGGCGAUGUUUUGGAGUAUGUACAGCGACAACAGCCGCGACGAGCCGCUCCCAUCGCGUUGAAUCGCCGCUACGUGCGUCGCAAGUCGAUUGCCACCCUCAGACAUACGAUGUCCCCCACCUUGUCGCCGAUCCAUGAGUCGGGGCUCUCUAAUCCGGGGACGCCCCGGGCACCGCGACAGGGUGUGUGGCUGUCGAAGCCCCCCUCUCAGUAGCACUACAUGCAGCCGCCCACCCCUCAGCUCCACCCCUUUCCCUCCUCACACGACAAUACUCUCACAACAUGUGUUCACUACAAGACUUCACCGCAAAUAAGUUCAGUACCGAUGGAAGAAAAGGAAGACCUGUGGGUGAGACUGGGCCGACCAAGGUUCGUAGUGGCUCCCAUGGUGGACGCCAGCGAGCUGGCUUGGCGCAUGCUCAGUCGGCGUCAUGGCGCCCACCUCUGCUAUACGCCCAUGUUCCACGCCGUCAACUUUGUCAAGGACCCCAAGUAUCGUGCCGAGUCGCUCAUCACCAUCGCCCAGGACAGGCCACUCAUUGUUCAGUUUUGUGGAAAUGAUGCAGAAGCCCUGUUGGAAGCGGGACUGUUAGCUCAAUCUCACUGUGACGCCAUUGAUAUCAACCUUGGCUGCCCUCAAGCCAUAGCAAAACGAGGCAGAUAUGGUGCCUUCCUGCAAGAUGAUUGGCACCUACUAGCACAAAUAGUGAGUACACUCAACAAGGGGUUGAGUGUUCCAGUCACAUGCAAAGUGCGUGUAUUCGAGAACAUCGAGAAGACAGUCGCUUAUGCUAAAAUGCUUGAGGAGGCUGGAUGUCAGAUGCUGACUGUUCAUGGCAGAACGAGAGAGCAGAAAGGUCCUCUCACUGGAAUCGCCAGCUGGGAGCAUAUCAAGGCUGUCAGAGAAAGUGUUGGGAUCCCGGUGCUGGCGAACGGCAACAUCCAGUGCUUGACGGACGUGGAGCGGUGCCUGCGGGAGACGGGGUGCCGGGGGGUGAUGUCGGCCGAGGGGAGCCUCUAUAACCCAGCCGUCUUCGAGGGUCGCAACCCCCCCUGCUGGGAGAUGGCCACCGAGUAUCUCGACCUUGUCGACCAAUACCCGUGUCCAAGGUCGUUUAUUCGCGGCCAUAUGUUCAAGAUUUUCCACCACUGCCUAUCCUUGGAAGAGAACAGUGACGUAAGAGAACUUCUUGGGAAAGCUGCAUGUAUGGAUGAAUUUAGAAACGUUGUAGACAUUUUCAAGAAUCGGUACCUCAAAAUCCAUGAAGGCGAGCUUCCUUGGAAUGUUACAUAUACAGAUUAUAAUCUCGAUCUUCCACCCUGGUUAUGUAAAUCUUAUGUAAGGAUACCACCUGAAGAACACAUCAAGAAACUUGUAGAGAAAGUUAAUCGUAACGCUGAUGUUAUGUUUGAUCAUAAAGAGAAUCAGGAUGUAUUAAUAGGAAAGCGACCAAGUGAUAGUACAGAGAAUGGAUUAUCUAAGAAGAAAUUGAAGAAACUGCAAAGACGUGAGAGAAGUAGUACAAAUAAUGUUCGACGUGAGAUUGUUAUGUGCCAAAACGAUUGCAAAAAUCCCAUGGGUCAGAAGUGCAGUUUCUCCCUAUGCAAAACAUGCUGCCGAAUUAAGUGUUACGUAGACCACGAAGAUUGUGCUGGACAUGGAAUUCACAAAACUAGGAGAGAAAAAGCUAGAAAAUAUCAGAUGGAUGUAACUGAUGAUGACAGGAUAACACCUACAAAUUUCAUUGAAAAACCCACAGUACAAACGCAACAGAUGGACGAAUCUUGGUGAGAUCUUAGCCCAAUCACAAUCAUGGUACCAGACAGUCUACAUAUUUGAAUAAAUCUUCUACAAAAUACAUCUAUUAGCUGAUACGGCAGGCUGCUAUUAUUACUACCAACUACUAAGUGCCUUUAAAGGGGAAAAUAGACUUCAUUUUCAGUGAAGCAUCAUAUUUAUUAUAACCGGCGAUUCACCAUUACAAGAAAUCGACAAAUUCUUGUAAAUUUUAUCCAGUUAACCGAUAUAAUUGAGUUACUUUAAAACAGCAAGUAAGAGGCUUGUUUCAAGUGAGAUUUAUCUUUUUUAUAUUAGAAUAUAUUUACUUGCUAUUAUGAAGUAGCUUUACAAUAUAGGUUGUGAUGUAUUACUAUACUUUGUAUAUUUUAUAUAAAGAUUCCACAUGUUAUUAUGUUGUACCCUUUUGUACAUAAUUAUUGUAUUAUUGUAUUCCACUACUACAGUAUGACGUGUUCUAAUUCACUAGAACGUCACUAGUUAGUACUUCAAACGGAAUUUUAUGUUUUAAUCCAUGUGUUUUUCCGUCUUUGUGAAAGUUGACCAUUAUGAAAAACAUAGUAUUUAUAUAUGUAAAAUAGUGAAUGCUCUGAGAAAUACUACAUCUGGGGCCUGUUUUAUAAAAGUUACAAGUCCUGUAAUACAGAAUUUAGAAGUUUGUGUUUCAUAAAAAAUUUACAAGACAUUUACCUGUAUUACAAGUAAAUAAUACAGGACUUUAUCAUAGUUGUAUUUCAUAAAAAGAAACUUCCUGUAUUACUGGACCUGUAAGAUGUUGAAUAUUUUAUCAUUGUUUAGACCAUCCUAAAACUUUUACAAGUUUAGGUAGAAUCUUGAAAAGCGACAUUUUGUUGAAAAGGCAACAUGUUAAAAUGGAUGAAGGUAGUAGUUCUAGUUCUGGUAAAGAUGACUAUGUUAUUAUUCGUAGGCCAAGAAUUUACAAGGACAGAAUUGCUUACAAUUUAUGAUGCAGAAAACUUAUCAAUAUUAUGAACGGUUUAGAUUAAGCUCUCUCAAUAAAGCAAUAUUGAAAAUAUUCAGAAAAUGUACGUCCGUAAUGUCUUAUGUUUUUUAAUAAACAAAUUUAAUUAAUGUCGUUAAUUUAAUUAUUAACAUUUGAUAAUCAACUUUUUUUGAAACAUUACUACUCACAUAACUGUUAUAAUAAGUUAUGUAAGUUAAGUAGUUAUUAUAUUUUCUCAACAAUUUAUCAUUAACAAAGUUAUUUUCCAGCAUUUAUGCAAUCUGUCCAUCGUCAGAAAUUUGAUAAUGUGGAUUUUCCACCAAAACAUUUUAAGUAGGUAGCACUUUGUUCAAAUACUAUAUUAGGCUCACUGGCCAAUGAAAACAUUAAUUCAAAAUAAGGGAACUGUAAUCAGGCGAAUAUUACAGGUGAUUUUACAAGUGUAGAAUUAUUUUUAUGAAACAUAAGUUUACAGGAUUAUAAUUUUAAUUUAUAAGUCCUGUAAUACAGGCCCAGUAUUACAAGGGUUUUAUGAAACAGGCCCCAGUUCUAAAUUUUUCUAUAUUCAUCCUACUGGUAUUUUGUUCAGGCCUGAUUUAUUAUUUUAUUUCAAAUGUACUUUGAAUACAAACACACUAUUUCUAUUAUAGUUUUUGUUCUCAUAAUCUCUGACGGUAUUCCAUUCAACUUAUUAGUCUCCGGAGGAAUUCAAUUAAACGUAUCAUUAACUAACUUUAUUAUUUUUCUUAUAUUUUUAAUUUCUUGUAUUAUAUUUCUCUUAUCUUUCAACCUUUCUAUUAAUUUGUGUCUGUUCAGGGUUUAGUAUUUGUAGAUGGAUGCACGUUACCAACAAGAAUUUUAUCUUUUAUUUACAAAUUUAUCUUUGAUUUAUUCAUCUCAAAGAUCAAAUCCUCAUGAAACAAAUGAAUAAAUCCUCAAUUUCUUUGCAAACUCUCACUGUAUUUGAUAUGUUCGCCAGCCUCUUCUUGUGAACAAAAAAUGAUGAUUAUAUUUUGAGAUAAGUGUAUUUAAGUCUUACCAAAUAUUUUACGACUAUCUUUCCUCAAUAUUCGGAGAAAAAUAGUACAAUAGUGUUUUUAAUAGGCUGAGUACUUUUGUGUAAAAAUCAUCCAAGUUUUAUUGUAAUUAAUAAUACGAUAUUAAAAUGUGUGUUUUUGUUA
Messenger RNA from Nilaparvata lugens (brown planthopper), 5372 nucleotides. RefSeq names its product tRNA-dihydrouridine(16/17) synthase [NAD(P)(+)]-like (gene Dus1). The record is from RefSeq and is a predicted model, not a curated record. Gene Ontology annotation, molecular function: tRNA dihydrouridine synthase activity; flavin adenine dinucleotide binding. Gene Ontology annotation, biological process: tRNA processing. Lineage: Eukaryota; Metazoa; Arthropoda; Insecta; Hemiptera; Delphacidae.